AUGGCGCCGAGAUCCUUACGAGAAAAUUUGGCUCCUCUCCAGACCUCGGCGGUGGCCCCGCUACAUACUUCCAACAUACCACCUACAUACCAUCGACAUACUACCACCAAUUUGCCUCCAACUUACCACCAACAUACUACCACCAUACCACCAACAUACCGCCAACAUCAAAAUGCAACCACCAUGCCACCAACAUACUGCCGCAAAAUUAUCAUGAUGUUGCUGCCAAUAUACUAUCAUCACAACAUACCUCCAACAUACCCCAACACACUGCCGCCAACAUACCACCAACAUACUACCAUAACAUACCCAAACAUACCACCAACAUACUACCCCAAGAUACUGCCGCCAACAUACUACCACAACAUACCCCAACAUACAACAACUCAUCGCAACAUAGCCCCAAUCAUUAACCACCAAAUAUACUAUUCCAAGAUACUGCCGCCAACACACCACAACAUAUCUACCACAACAUCCCUGCAACAUAGUACCUUUCCAAUAUACUGGCCGCCAACAUACUACCGUCCAACAUAG
Molecule: messenger RNA, 534 nt
Organism: Penaeus vannamei (Pacific white shrimp)
Lineage: Eukaryota; Metazoa; Arthropoda; Malacostraca; Decapoda; Penaeidae
Source: RefSeq, a predicted model, not a curated record